Hemibagrus wyckioides is the source of this 1977-nucleotide messenger RNA. It is a transcript of the gene c5ar1, whose product is annotated as complement C5a receptor 1. The coding region runs from base 160 to 1227 and encodes 355 amino acids. Gene Ontology annotation, molecular function: G protein-coupled receptor activity; complement receptor activity. Gene Ontology annotation, biological process: chemotaxis; inflammatory response; complement receptor mediated signaling pathway. Gene Ontology annotation, cellular component: plasma membrane. The transcript is spliced from 2 exons. The record is from RefSeq and is a predicted model, not a curated record. NCBI's taxonomy places the organism in Eukaryota, Metazoa, Chordata, Actinopteri, Siluriformes, Bagridae.
AAAAAAGGCGUAUGUUCAAAGGCGUAGUUUGGACAUAGUCACUUCCUUUCUAUCUCAGUAUAAACACAGCAGCUGAUAGUAGAUCACACACACAAGCCUGAACGUGUAAAGCCUCACUGAACACAUUAUUCAACAUUCAGCGCUUCAUCUGAAGCUAAAAUGGAGGACUACACUGAUGAUUAUCCAGAAAUUGAUUUCAGCAACAUAACAAACCCAUGUGGUGAAGCAAAAAACUGUUCACUGAUUGAGGUCAAUGGCGUGUCCGUGAUCGGGUGGCGUCACUGGUUUGCGCUGAUCUGCUAUGCAAUUGUCUUCUUGUUGGGUGUCCCCGGCAACGGUCUGGUCGUCUGGGUGACGGCAUUCAGGAUGCCCCGUUCAGUUAAUGCUCAAUGGUUCCUGAACCUGGCCUUGACUGACCUGCUAUGCUGUUUAUCCCUGCCCCUGCUGAUGGUACCGCUGGCUCAAGAUAUGCACUGGCCCUUUGGUCCAGUAGCCUGCAAAAUACUGCAUGGCCUACUGUAUCUGUUCAUGUACUGCAGCGUGCUGAUAUUAACCAUCAUCAGUUUGGACCGAUGGCUCCUAGUGACUCGGCCUGCUUGGUGCCAGAACUGGAGGCAGCCACGCUUGGCUCGCUGGGUCUGUCUGGGUACCUGGGUGAUGGCGCUAAUUGGGACCAUUCCCCAGUUCAUCCACAUGACUGAAAAAGAACAUGGGUCGAAGAUACUGUGUGUAGGCCAUUACACAAACAUAGCGCAUGCCUGGGCCAUGGUUAUGGUGCGCUUCCUGUUGGGUUUCCUUCUGCCUUUUGUGAUAAUCUGUUUAAGCCAUUGGGCAGUGUACCAGAGGGCACACAGGAAGAAUAGCGACAGGUCAGCACGUACCUUGCGGGUCAUCCUAGCCGUAGUGGUCACCUUCUUUCUGUGCUGGAUUCCCUUACAUGUUAUUGACAUUGUUAUUCUUAUGACGAAUCAGGCAGUGGGUGACAAAAGGGCAAACCUUCACCUGGCUCAGAUUUUAGUUCUCUGCCUGGCUUACUUCAACAGCUGCCUGAACCCACUGCUCUAUGUUUGCCUGGGCCGAGGUUUUAGGGAGAGCUUGACCAAGACCCUGAAGAGCGUACUCAACUUCGCAACAGAGGAGCCGACUCGAGGACACAGUAUAACAAUGAACACCAAGAGCACCACUGACACCGAGGCUAUGGAGAGGACUCGGGUCACAAUUAAAUAGAAGCUUCCAGAAGCUAGAUGUAGAACAUUGCUCAUCUCCACAGACACACACAUUUUGUAUAGCUUAAACCUCAUUUACUUAUAAUGAAUUUUUUCAGCAUGCUUGUAAUUUCUGAUUAUUUUGCUGUUUCCUUUGACUCGAGCAUCAAAAUAGGUGACGUCAAGUCAUGAAGAAUUGAAAACAAAUGUGUCAGUACAUUGUAUUUAUGUAUAUUUUACUAUUAUUACUAUUAUUAUUAUUAUUAUUAUUAUAAGAAUAAGAAGAAUAUAUGCAUAUAUAUUAUAUAUAUAUAUAUAUAUAUAUAUAUAUAUAUAUUGCUGUAUAUAUUUUAAAUGAGCAAUAUAGAUGUACCGUAUGUUACUCAGUGACCAGCACGAUGUAUUCAGCUACACCACAUUUAACCCUAGUCAUAAGUACGUCCGAGAGCUUGACCCAGCCCAGCUUCAUCUCUCAGACUGGUUUGAACUGGAUUUCUUAACAUCUCUACUGCAUUUAAAAGGAGAAAUAAUAUUUUACAACUUCUGUACAAAAUGACCACACAGCGAAGAGGAUGUUGAGCAAACUCGGGCUCCUGCUUGGACACACCUUCUCCUCAAAAACAUAAACGUUUGAGGUUUUCUAAAUUGAAAAGCAUCAUUUAAUGGAACUAAAGCUCCCACAGAUUAAAUAUUUGUUUUUCUUCAUAAGUAGGGUAUGCAAUUUGUUCAAUAUUAAGUGUUAAUAAAAAAUACAUUACAAAAAAAAAAAAAA